AUGCCAAUGCUUUUUAAUGAUGUGAUUGAGUACAAUGCCAAUCCAAACUGUUUGCAUUCAUAUUAUGGAAUUGCCAAUGCGACAUCCAAUGAUGCUAAAACACUUACAAUGUAUCUAGAGUUCUGGGAAAGCGCACUGAAAGUCGGUUUAGCAAAUGAUUCCGACUUAACCCAACUAUUUGCAAUGCUAGAUAAUUGCCAACCAAUUGAUAAUCCUGGCGUUAAAGCUUGUUCUUCUGACAUUGAGAAAGAUUCUUUAUCUUAUGCCUUGGUUAAUGUUAUAAAAGAACUUGAAUAUCGCCAUCGGGUUAUUCAUGAUUAUAUUGCAAAACUAGAAGGUGUAACUGAGGGUGUCCCGGGAGUCACUCUUGCUUCUUUGCUUAGAACAUCAAAUGAGGAGGAUAUUGAGGAUAAGAUCAUAAUAGUUACAGAUGGGUUUCUUUUGGAUUAUUACAAUAUAGCGAUUGUGUAUAAUCCACUCAGACUUUGGGUGCAGAUUCCAAGUAAUAUCAAAGCAAUGGUUGAAUCUUGGAAGACAAUUGUCGACAACACAACGCUGCCCAGCUCGACUUUUUGUGCUCAGCAGCAGCUCAGACACUUCUUGUAUAGCAUGCUAAAACUGCGGCUACUGGGUGCCAACCUUUUAAACGUUCCUAAUACAACAGUAGGCGCCUAUGCCAAUAUUGCUGUCGACAGUCAAACACAGGACAUUGUCAAUUCUACUUCAAAAUUAGAUAUUGUUGAUAUGAUAAAAACCAUGCCAACAGACGAAGUAAUCGCGAAGAUAGCUAAGAAGGGUGAUAAUAUUUUCGCAGUAGAGACCUCUUAUACAUGGCUUUUAAAGAGGGCUGAGCUUUGGGAUCGGCUUAGUGAAGCCCGUCGUUUUUGCGAUCCUUCCCUACCAGAAGCAUAUAUGGACGUCCCGGUCGAACGGAUUAAACUAUGGGCUUCAGAUCUGAGGAUUCUACUAGAGCACUUUCAAACUCUCGCGGAGAAGACAAAACAACUGCAAACUAAGCUUAAACCAUACUUAACAAAUAACAAGACGGCCACCAGUAUUCACGAGUGUAUAGAAUAUGCAUCCGCUACUCCACUACCUACUUCUACUCUCAGACCUUAA
Nematocida homosporus is the source of this 1119-nucleotide messenger RNA. RefSeq lists its product as uncharacterized. The transcript has a single exon. NCBI's taxonomy places the organism in Eukaryota, Fungi, Microsporidia. The coding region runs from base 1 to 1119 and encodes 372 amino acids. The record is from RefSeq and is a predicted model, not a curated record.